UGACUAUUUAAGGCUGGAACAGAGUCGACACUGACCAUCAGUCUCUUUUCGGUAAUUACUUGUUACAGUUCAGCCGCAAGCAUUCACUUAGCAAUGAAGACUGCUUUGCAUUUUGUUAUCAUUUUUGGUUUCGUAGCUGCCCUUCACGCUUCAGCCGUCAAUGAAACCGACAUUCAGGCUCGUGAUAAACGUGGAUUUGCAAGUGGUGGCGGUGGAUACGGAGGUGGUGGCUCUGGGUAUGGUGGGGGAGCUGGUGGAGGAGCUGGUGGAUAUGGAGUAGGGUAUGGUGGCGCUGCUGCUAUCGCACAGGAAGCCGCUAAUGUUGCCAAGGCAGCACAGAACGCGCAGGCUGGAGCAGCAUCUCAGGCUGCCCAACAAGCACAGGCCACCCUUGCUGCACAGGCCACUCAAGCUGCCCAGCAAGCCCAAGCCAUCGUAGCCGCCAAACAGGCCCAAGCUGCCCAGAUCUCCCAGGCCGCACAAGCUGCGCAGGCCGCUGCUUUUGCUGAAUCCGCACAGGCUGCUCAAGCCGCCCAAGCUGUUCAGGCUGCCGAAGCCACUAAGGUCCAGGCUCUUCAACAGGCUCAGGCUUUGGCCGCUGCUGCUAAAGCUGCCCAAUCUCACGCUGCACAGGCAGUUGCCUCCCUCCAAGCCUCUCAGGCCCAACAAGCUUCCCAAGCACAAAUGGCUUACCAGGCUCAGGCGAACGCCCAAGCUUUGGCUUAUAAACAACAAGCUUCACUGGCUGAUUUGGCCGCUGCCCAGCAGGCGGCCAACAAGGCCUACUCAGCCGCUCAAGCUGCCCAAGCUACUGCUGCUGGUGGUGGUGGAUCCUACGGUGGAUUUGGCGGAGGAUAUGGUGGCGGACAUGGUGGAUGCCCGGGUUGCUAAAAUUGUCUGAUUACUGAAAUGGUCAGCUAGCAUCAACGACGUCAUCACACUCUGGGCUUUUGGCAUGGAAUGUCAGCUCCCUGAAAUCGAUUUGAUGGCUAAGCUUUUGUUGGAUUCAAUGUUUGUUCAAUAUUCUGCCUUCGGAGUGCUAUAGGCAUAGUAUUUUUGGAAUUUAUUCUCGAUUAUCAAUUGAAAGAUUGUAGAUCAAUCUGUGUUCAAUCCUAUCUUGUUUUGUUUUUUAUUGCUUUUUUCAUGAAAAUACAUAGAACACAAGCAUA
This is a messenger RNA of Daphnia magna, 1169 nucleotides long. Its product is annotated as glycine, alanine and asparagine-rich protein. NCBI's taxonomy places the organism in Eukaryota, Metazoa, Arthropoda, Branchiopoda, Diplostraca, Daphniidae. The coding region runs from base 94 to 891 and encodes 265 amino acids. The transcript has 3 exons. The record is from RefSeq and is a predicted model, not a curated record.